AUGCGUCGAACAAGAAGGCGAAGUGGAAGUGCAGCAACGUCGAGUGCAAGCACGAGUGGCGGGCGUCGGUGGGCAACCGCACGAGGAGCGCCGAACCCACCGGGGUGUCCGAAGUGCGCGAAUCGCAUACCGCUGAGCAAGACGAACAACUUCCUCGUGUGGUGCGAGAAGAACGGCGAGCUCGGGAAGAAGCUGUCGCGCGAGUACGUUGACAAGGACAAGCCGCCGACGGCGGUGACGAAAGGGUCGGACUACAAGGCGAAGUGGAAGUGUUUGAAGUGCAAGCACGUGUGGCGGGCGAAGGUGAACCACCGCACGAACAGCGUCAAACCCAAAGGGUGCCCACAGUGCGCGAAUAAUGCGCCGGCGAGCAAGACGAACAACUUCCUCGCGUGGUGCGAGAAGAACGGCGAGCUCGGCAAGAAGCUGUCGCGCGAGUACGUCGACAAGGACAAGCCGGCGACGGCGGUGACGAAAGCGUCGAACUACAAGGCGAAGUGGAAGUGUGGGACGUGCUCGUGCGAGUGGCGGGCGACGGUGAAGGACCGCACGAGGAGCGUCAAACCCACCGGGUGCCCGGGGUGCUACGGGCUACGGCCUGGAAAGCGCCAGCGCGUCGACUGA
Micromonas pusilla CCMP1545 is the source of this 624-nucleotide messenger RNA. RefSeq lists its product as uncharacterized. Lineage: Eukaryota; Viridiplantae; Chlorophyta; Mamiellophyceae; Mamiellales; Mamiellaceae. The transcript has a single exon. The record is from RefSeq and is a predicted model, not a curated record. Bases 1 to 624 code for a protein of 207 amino acids.